AUGAGAUCAAACUGUCUCCGCCCAAUAUCUCGUUUUGCCCUGGAAGCGCAAUCGACAAAUGCUGCCUCGACUAGACCACCAAAAACGAUGAUCGAUAAAAACCUAGGUUUCAUCUCUCGUCAAGAGGAGGAGGCAGUUCUCGAGUAUUGGAAACGGACCAAUGCAUUUAAAGAGCAGCUUAGGCGAAGCGAGGGUCGCCCGGAAUAUGUGUUUUAUGAUGGACCCCCGUUUGCAACAGGCCUUCCCCACUACGGUCACAUUCUCGCGGGAACCAUUAAAGACGUGGUAACCAGGUUCGCCUGUUCUACUGGGUAUCAUGUCACUAGACGUUUCGGCUGGGAUUGCCAUGGACUUCCUGUUGAAUAUGAAAUUGACAAGAAGCUUGGUAUCAAGGGUAAGGAAGACGUCCUUCGACUGGGAAUUGGAAAAUACAAUGAGGAAUGUCGCGACAUCGUAAUGCGUUACUCCAAGGAAUGGGAAAAAACUGUGUUGCGCACGGGUCGCUGGAUUGAUUUCGAGAAUGACUACAAGACGUUGGAUCGAAAUUUCAUGGAAUCUGUCUGGUGGGUUUUCAAAACCCUCUGGGAGAAGAAUCUUGUUUACAAGGGUUUCAAAGUAAUGCCAUAUUCCACUGCAUGUAACACUCCGCUGUCAAAUUUUGAAGCUGGCUUGGAUUAUCGUGACGUGUCGGACCCUGCCGUAAUUGUGUCGUUUCCAAUAGUCGGAUGUGAUCUUAGUGCAUCCCUUGUUGCAUGGACGACGACCCCGUGGACACUACCUUCAAAUCUUGCGCUUUGUGUGAACCCGACGUUCACUUAUGUAUAUGCAAGAGAGCCAGGUGGGAAUGUCUUUGUGCUGGCCGAAGCACGGCUCAGUACUCUUCCAGGAAUGAGGAAGAGGGACAAAGGUAGCAAUCCAGAGAACCUUCCUGAAGGCUGGGAAAUUCUGCGAAAGGUACUUGGAUCGCAACUUAAAGAUUUGCGGUACGAGCCGAUUUUCCCGUUUUUCGAAGCUGACAUGAAGGUCACAGCCUACAAGGUAUGUUGUGAUGGGUAUGUCACUGAUGAUAGCGGUACUGGUGUCGUUCAUCAAGCUCCAGCCUAUGGCGAGGAUGACUUCCGAGUCUGCAUCGCCAAUGGCGUAGUUGUAAAGGGUGGGAUUCUGCCUGAUCCUGUUGAUGCAAAUGGUUGCUUCUGCCAUCCAGUGCCUGACCCUUACCUGGGGAAACAUGUGAAGGAGGCAGACAAGGAUUUGAUCGCUGCAAUUAAAAACAUGGGUCGCCUGGUUGACAACUCUCGCAUCGUCCAUUCAUAUCCAUACUGCUGGCGCUCUCACACACCACUCAUUUACAAGGCAGUGGCUUCAUACUUCGUCAAAGUCGAGGACAUAAAGACCCGACUCCUUGAAAAUAAUAAAAAAACGCGCUGGGUCCCUCCUCACGUACAGGAAAAACGUUUCCACAAUUGGCUCGAGAAUGCGCACGACUGGGCAAUCAGUAGAAAUCGUUACUGGGGAACUCCUAUUCCGGUAUGGUGCUCGGAAGACGGAGAAGAAAUACGUGUUUUUGGUUCAAUCGCUGAGCUUGAGAGCGCCACAGGGAAGGUCAUCGAUGACAUCCAUCGACACUUCAUUGAUCAUCUUGAAGUUCCAUCCAGCAGAGGGCCAAACGUCCCUCCUCUUAAACGCGUUGAAGAUGUAUUUGAUUGCUGGUUUGAGUCUGGAGCUAUGCCAUACGCCCAGCAGCACUAUCCAUUUGAAAACAAGGAUUACUUCGAAAGAAAAAUUUUCCCUGCAAAUUUUGUCGCAGAAGGUCUUGAUCAAACCCGGGGUUGGUUUUACACCCUGAUGGUUUUAUCCACUGCACUUUUUGACCGCCCUGCAUUUCAAAACCUCGUGUGCAAUGGACUCGUGUUGGCCUCAGAUGGGAAAAAAAUGUCGAAAAGUCUGAAAAAUUAUCCAGAUCCUAAUGAAAUCCUAAACAAAUACGGUGCCGAUGCCCUUCGCCUGUAUCUGAUAAACUCUCCAGUUGUUCGGGCAGAGCCACUACGAUUUAAAGAAGAAGGCGUCUUCGCUGUACUCAAGGAUGUGUUCUUGCCUUGGUACAAUGCGUAUCGGUUUUUGGUACAGAAUGUACGCAGAAUUGAAUCCGAGACACAUAUGUCAUUCAACCCGUUUGCUAGUGAUCAGAACGGAAUUAACGUGCUCGAUCGAUGGAUCGCAUCGGCUACGACUUCUCUGGUCACAUUUGUUAAAAACGAGAUGGAUAAUUAUCGGCUUUACACGGUAGUUCCUCACUUGGUUACCUUCAUCGGUCAGCUUACAAACAUUUAUGUGAGGUACAAUCGUUCACGCAUCAAAGGGAAAAAUGGGGUAGACGACACGCGCCGUGCUCUCACUGCGCUAUACAACGUUUUGUUAACACUCUGCAAGAUGAUGGCUCCGUUUACACCAUUUUUUGCUGAAAAGAUGUACCAAAACCUUCGGCGGUGCCUCCCUGAGGAAGGAAAAUCUGAGCCUUCUGUUCAUUUCUGCUCAUUUCCCGAAGCUUCUGCUGCUGUUCUUGACCAUCGAGUUGAGAAAUCUGUCGCCCGCAUGCAAGCCGUUAUCGAAACAGGACGUCAGAUUCGUGAGCGCAAUAAUAAGCCUUUGAAGACACCGUUGAAAAGGAUGACAGUGGUACAUGCUGAUGAACACUUUCUAGCAGAUCUUCAAGGGGAGCUAAGAGAUUUCGUGAUUGAAGAGCUAAAUAUUCAGCAACUUGACGUUAGCCAAGAUCCGAUGAAAUUUGCAACAAUCAAGGCAGAGCCAAAUUUCGCUGUGUUGGGUAAGCGCCUUGGAAAGGCGAUGGGAAAAAUAGCUAAGGCCGUGAAACAGAUGCCUCAGGACGAUCUGCGUUCUUUUCAGAAAACUGGCGCGUGUGUAAUCGAUGGCUAUCCACUUUCCCGUGAUGACAUAACAAUUAAAUUUGAGUUUUUCACAUCGGUAGGUGUCGAUACUAAAAAUAUCGAUGCUGCCUUGGGGGAGGAUGAUGUCAUGGUCAUCAUAGAUCUGGCAACUGAUCAACAGCUGCUUGAUUCUGGUGCGGCACGUGAGCUUGUCAAUCGCAUACAAAAGCUGCGGAAAGCAGGUGGACUUCAAGCCUCAGAUGAGGUUUGGGUCUUUUUUGAGCCAAAAAUGCUCACGGACAGGAAAUCAAUGGAUGCACUUCAUCGCUUGAUUAAAGCUGAAGAAGAAUAUCUGAAAUCUAUGCUCAGCCGGGAGCCUCGUCACAUAUCUUCGAAGCCAUCACAUGCAGUUUCUAUCGUCAGUGACUCAUGUACAUUGAGUACCGGCACGGAAAUCACACUGACAUUGACACGACCUUGCAUUUCCAUCAACAAGGAUGCUCUCCGGUCGGCUUGCGACGAUUCUGAGGAGCUUGCUGCUGCCGUUUCUGCUGUCAUGCUGUCCCGCGAAUACCUAUCGAUUGCUUGUGAAUGCCAUGAGGGUGAUGGCAUUUUGAGAAUAAGUGUAGAUGACCGCGAUGUGAACCUUAAGGCGGGCAAGGAAUUCAUAUUGGCGUGA
Messenger RNA from Micromonas commoda, 3564 nucleotides. RefSeq lists its product with no specific name. Bases 1 to 3564 code for a protein of 1187 amino acids. Gene Ontology annotation, biological process: isoleucyl-tRNA aminoacylation. Gene Ontology annotation, molecular function: tRNA binding; ATP binding; isoleucine-tRNA ligase activity. The record is from RefSeq and is a predicted model, not a curated record. The transcript has 5 exons. NCBI's taxonomy places the organism in Eukaryota, Viridiplantae, Chlorophyta, Mamiellophyceae, Mamiellales, Mamiellaceae.